Haliotis rufescens (red abalone) is the source of this 2884-nucleotide messenger RNA. RefSeq names its product TGF-beta-activated kinase 1 and MAP3K7-binding protein 2-like. The coding region runs from base 154 to 2211 and encodes 685 amino acids. NCBI's taxonomy places the organism in Eukaryota, Metazoa, Mollusca, Gastropoda, Lepetellida, Haliotidae. The record is from RefSeq and is a predicted model, not a curated record. The transcript is spliced from 8 exons.
CGCCAUUUUCAUAGGAUGAUCAGGAAAAUAAUGUUUUGUGAUAGAAUUUUUCGAUCCAGAUUCAAACGAGUUACAAGACGAAUGAUUUAGUUACAUUAUAUAUGGAGGAAGAAUAUUAUUUAAUCAACUGUGCCAAGUUAUUGCAGAAAUAAAAUGGCAGCAAUACAAGUCAUCUUUCAUGAAUUAAAAGCACUGUAUCCAGAAGUACCCGAUGAGGUUGUCAACACAAUAAUGCAACAGAAUGGCAACGAUAAAGAAAAGUGUCUGCAAGCCCUACAGUCAUACAGUGAUAGUUAUUUGUUUGGAGGUCGAGGACCGAAUGACCAGGUUUCUCGUAGACCGCAAGAAGUGCAUAUCACACACGAAGAGACUACAAUCCCUGGACCCAGUCAACACAGAUUCAUUUCUCGGAAUCGGGACACAGGGGCAGACAUUCACACAAGUAUAUCAUGGCCAAGUGACCUUACGAACAGUGUAAAUAUGGAACAUGGGAGACAAUCCCCUAUUACUGCACCGGUAUUGCCCCAAGACUUUGCCCCUUUUGUUCAGCAAAAUGCGUCCCAAUCCACCCGACAAAUCCCUAAUAUCAAUUGUACAACGUAUGGAGGAACAGACAGUUCAGGUACUGCUUCCCCUCAGUCAACGGGGAGUCCGUCAGAAGGGCGGCGUGCUGUGAGAGUGUAUCAUUACCCUUCUCGGUCCCCAACAACGCCCCCUGUCAGUUCCAAUAUCUCCCCCAACCCCAACCAACAACAGUAUGUGUAUAGGAUUCAAUUCGGUAAGGACAGUGGGGGGAUGUGUACUGUUGCACCCCAGUCCUCCUCUAUGCAGAAUCUGCAAUCUUUACCCACUGCUGUGAAUCAACAAGGACAAUAUUCGCCUGAAGCAGGACCUCAAUCCUAUGCAGGCUCUACAGCACAUGUAUCUAAUCAAUACACACAUUCUUCACAAGCUACAAUCUUUAUUAAUAAGAACAAUAAUAACGGACAAAUUAGCCCUGAAAGGCCUGGAAAUAGGACUAACAAUUACUCCGCCUUCUCGCGUGAUCCGAGAUUGGGUGUGCAGGUGCCCAUGAAUGCCACAGGGCCAACGUCCCCAGUGCCAGGAUAUGGGGGAGUUCAUCCGAUUCCACAAGGAUAUAACAAACCUUUAUCUGUGACAAUUCGAGCAUCUGGACCAGAAGGGGCUGAAACAAAAGUGCGAUAUUUCCCAUCAACACCUGAGCGCUCAGGGCCAGGAUACCAGUUGUCCGGGGCUCACUCCCCAACCCGAUAUGGAGUAAGUGCUCAUCCCUCCAACCACCUCCCAGGCCAGUAUGCGACAGCUUCUCAGUCUCCUUUCCAUGUACAACAGGCGCCAAACCAAAUAUCUGUUGUCAACACAACUUCUUCAGCUUUCAUAACCCCUACGCUACCACGCUUUCCUUCACCUAGUAUAGCACAACCGGUCAUUCCACUGCUGGGAGCUCAGGCUAGUAGUGAACAUGGUAACCUUAUAUUGCAGGAGACAGACACAGGGCAUCAUAUGCCCAACUACCCUACUAUGUCACCUGCUUCUAGUCAAAGCAGCUUGAGUGAUGAAUCUUCUCGAAGUGAUUACAACCAUCGACAGAGGUCGGGAAGUCUUCAGGAUGAGGUGGAAUACACACAGGCAUUGCUAGCACACCAAAAUUCUCGGAUGGGUCGGUUGAAGAAUGAUUAUGAAACUGAGCUUCAAAAAUUAGAGAAGUUACGGGCUCAAGUGUCUCAAAUGGAGAAGAAUAUGCUGGAAAGGAGAAGUGCUCGAAGAAACAGUUUUCCAGGGGUUGACGAUAUAGGCAAGAUGCGGCAAGCUAAUAGAAAACUUCAGACAGAUAUUCAAGUGAUGGUCAAUGAAAUAGACAUGUAUAGGAAUGGCCAGACACCGUUUAGUGUAAUAGACCCUAUCGGCCAACAGAAUUUUUUCAACAACAUACCCACUGGACAACAUGUCCAUCGGAAUUCCUUCAAUGCUAAUCGGCCCUCGGACCGGACUAGUGAGUCUCCACCACCUGUUCCUCCCAGAGAGAGCCUCAGUUCUGUUCCCCCUGCCCCUCCCACACAACCCCCUGCAGGGUCAGGGGACUCGGAAGAGGGGGAACAGUGGAGUUGUUCGGCAUGUACGUUCCUGAACCACCCUGCCCUCAACAAGUGUGAGUGCUGUGAGAUGCCCCGAGUCACCACAGGAUCAUGAUGUGGAAUGUUAUUUGCCUGUGGCCUGUCUCCCUCUGCCUGUGUCUGCUGUAGAGAGAGGACUUCUGCCUACCCGUCUGCUGCCCCGUAGAUUCUGCCCGUCUGCUCGCUGUCUUUCCCAUCAUACAGUGUACUUCCUGGUUACGGCCCUUGUCUGCAUGGAAUCACCUGCUCAACUACAGUUUCCUCUCAGCACAGGGUUACUUUAUGCCAUUAUUCUGCUCACAUUACAAACCACUGCUUAACAUCAUCAUUUUGGUGGCUGGAGCGUAGCAGGUCAUUGACAUUGGAAGCUCAAGGGCAAAUCUUUGUAAACUUGGUCAAACAUAAUUUUUUUGUCAUCUAGCACUUGCAAAACCAAUACAUUGAUUUGCAGUAGGGGAUUUAAUCUGUUGCAUGGUUAUGUGGUUUGCUUUGAGCUGACAUGGAGUUGAGAAAGCUUAUUUGGCUUAUUUGAACUUUUCAAUUUGAUUGGGCUUGUGAACAGAUAUGUCUCCUACAUUGCUUGCGACCACAUUAAGAUAAGACCUGUGAAGGUCUAGGUAUAGACAAUAGGUCUUCAGCAGCCAUGCUUGCGGUAAGAGGCAACUAUGCUUGUCGUAAGAGGCGACUAAAGGGAUUGGGUGGUCAGGCUCACUGACUUGGUUGAUGCAGGUCAUCAUAUCCAAAUUACG